This is a messenger RNA of Durusdinium trenchii, 525 nucleotides long. The record is from the annotation of a GenBank genome assembly. NCBI's taxonomy places the organism in Eukaryota, Dinophyceae, Suessiales, Symbiodiniaceae.
CAUUGAUGAAGGCACACAGAGGCAUUGCACGGAGGAUUGCAGACAUCGAACGCUGCAACUAUCCAAUGGCUGGCGCCGGCUAUCCCACAGGCACCGUGGAGAGCGUCAAAGCUCCUGCUGGAUGUCCGCAGCUAGUUCCUGAUGAGCCGCCCAGCAAGGACCUCGCAGCAGGUGUGGCUGAUUGCGUGGUGAACCCUUUGCAAGCUCAGUACACCUGGGAUUCGCUGACCACCCUGAUCGAGUCCUGCCGGCGUUUGCGGAAGAACAAUUGGGAGGCCAUGGCAGAGUUCCCAAAACGUGGGCCGUUCUUCGAGGACAUGCCGAAGAAUGGGCCCAGCACCAGCGAGAUGAUCACAGGAGGGUGCAUGAGAGCCCGCUUCGAGCCUGGAGGGGCCUCGUUGGCCUCAGGUGAGGCCCUCUUCGAACCUGGAAGUCGCGACAAAAGAUGGGCCUCAGAGUGGAUGCUGAAGCACCGGAUUUGGAUCCCUCUCCGAAGCAAGAUCUAUUUUGGGUGACGUCACUGCA